Molecule: messenger RNA, 2171 nt
Organism: Lactuca virosa
Lineage: Eukaryota; Viridiplantae; Streptophyta; Magnoliopsida; Asterales; Asteraceae
Source: the annotation of a GenBank genome assembly
AUUUGCAUCGCAGCACCCUAUUUGAACCUCGAAGCUUUCAUCAAUGGCGGAAUAGUAGAAACCCUAUCGCACCAUAUCGCAAAUUAACAGGAAGUCUUCUACCUAUGGAGGGAGGAGGAAGAAAAGACACAUCUAAUCCCGUUACAAAGUUCGCGGUGUAUCAGAACCCAGCUCUCUCCGCUGCCCUAACCAAAAACAGUCUCCGCCCCUCCAAGUCUACUUUCCUCUUCAUUCUCACUCUCGCAUCCGCUUCUGCUUUCUCUCUGGUCUCCUUCGUCCUCAGGGAAAACGACAUCGUUGACAGUUCCAAGCUCAGAUAUCUCACACAAGAUGUUGCUCAUAUCUUUCUAAAAGUAAUGCAAGCUGUCAUGACUCUGGUUUUGAUUGGAUCCUUAUUUGCCCUUCUCAAAGCCAUCUCCUUAUGGAAAACAAAACCUGCUACACCUUCAUCUCCAUCUAAUCCCACCAAAGAGCAGCUAAAUCUAACUAGCCAGCAACUAAAACUGAUGGGAAUCAAGCCACAGUUUGAGCAGACUGAAUCAAAAUCAUCAAAAGAUCCACCAAAAUCUAAACCUAACACAUCUCCUUUCAACACACUUGUCCCCCUUCACCAAACUCGUAUAAACAAUGACAAAUCAACCACUAGUAGUGCAAACAAGAUGCAUUCUUUCAGCACUCCAUCUAAACCACCAGUUUCACCAUCAGUCUAUCUCAUCCCCUCACAAUCACCAAACAUGAAGACGCCACCUGGCAUUGAACAACACGUUUCCACUCCAUGGUCAAGCAAACGAUCAUCUUCCACCAGAGAAAUAUCAACAGAACAACAACUCGAAACAUUCUUAGCAGAUUUUGAUGAAAAAUUCUCCAUGUCAGCUGGUAAAAUGACCACCCCACCCCCCACAACAACCGGAUUCAAUAUAUGUAGCCCUAAUUCCAAUAGCACUACAAGAAGUACACCUUUAAGGCCUGUACGCAUGUCCCCUGGUUCUCAAAAGUUCAGUACCCCACCAAAGAAAGGUGAAGGUGAUCUCCCUCCUCCCAUGUCCUUGGAAGAGUCAAUUGACGCUUUUGCCCGCCUAGGCAUCUACCCACAGAUUGAAGAGUGGCGUGACCAUUUAAGACAGUGGUUCUCUUCAGUUCUCUUAAACCCCCUCCUUGCAAAAAUCGAAACCAGUCACAUAAAAGUCAUGGAGGCUGCUGCUAAAAUCGGUAUUACAAUCACAGUUAGCAAAAUUGGAAGUGAUUCAUCAACAGGAGCUACUGCAACUGUUUCAAAUGAAAGAAACAAUGAAUGGCAGCCUGCAUAUACCCUUGAUGAGGAAGGGCUUAUUGGUCAAUUGCGCACUACUCUUUUACAACAAAUACAAAACACUUCAGUCCCUGUUAUACAAGAUUGUAUUGAUGCCAUAUCAGAACACCAAAAGCUUCUUGCUUUGAUGAAAGGGGAAUGGGCAAAGGGGUUGUUACCACAGACCAGUAUACGGGCGGAUUAUACUGUACAAAGAAUCCGAGAACUUGGUGUGGGAACAUGUGUUAAGAACUAUGAGUAUAUAACAAAUGGGGAGAAGUUUAAUAAGAAAAAAUGGAGUGAAGUUCCUAGUGAUUCUCAUUUACUGUUGUAUCUAUUUUGUGCUUUUUUGGAACACCCGAAAUGGAUGCUUCAUGUGGACCCCACAUCACAUGUGGGAUCACAGUCUAGUAGAAACCCUUUAUUUAUAGGGGUACUUCCGUCAAAAGACCGGUUUCCUGAGAAGUAUUUGGGAGUGAUUUGUGGGGUGCCCUCUGUGCUUCAUCCUGGAGGUUGUGUAUUGGCUUUUGACAAAAAAAGCCCUCCAAUUUUCGCCUUGUAUUGGGAUAAAAAGCCCCAGUUUUCUUUUGAGGGAAGAACAGCACUUUGGGACUCUGUAUUGGUUCUAUGCCAUAAGAUUAAGAGUGAUUAUGGUGGGAUUGUUAGAGGAAUGCAUCUGGGUUCUUCAGCUUUGGGGGUUCUUCAGAUUCUUGAUGAUGAAAAUAGUGAGUGAGAUUAUUGAUAAGGAAAAAGGUUAAGUUAGAGGACUGGAGUUUGGUUCAUUUUGUGUAUAACAUUUCUAUCAUAUGUUUGGAAAAUGGGAAUUUUGAUGUUUUUAAAGAGUAGUCGAUGGAAUUUUUUGUUAGAAAAGGCAUUCAUCAAC